Sodiomyces alkalinus F11 is the source of this 731-nucleotide messenger RNA. Its product is annotated as cell cycle control protein cwf14. Lineage: Eukaryota; Fungi; Ascomycota; Sordariomycetes; Glomerellales; Plectosphaerellaceae. The coding region runs from base 1 to 447 and encodes 148 amino acids. The transcript has 2 exons. Gene Ontology annotation, biological process: mRNA splicing, via spliceosome. The record is from RefSeq and is a predicted model, not a curated record. Gene Ontology annotation, cellular component: nucleus; spliceosomal complex.
AUGCCGCCUAUCCGCAACGCGUCGAAGCGCAAGCCGCCUCCAGAAGGCUUCGAAGACAUCGAAGACCAACUCCUCAUCUUCCAGAACAAGAUGAAAGAUGCACAUAACAAGCCGCCCCCGACAGGACCGAAACACCAGGCACAGUGGGAAAUUUUCCAGAUUGCCCACGCGCGGAGCCGCUACGUGUACGAUCUGUACUACGAGAAAGAGGCCAUCAGCAAAAAGCUGUACGACUGGCUGCUCAAGAACGGAUACGCGGAUGCGAUGCUGAUCGCGAAGUGGAAAAAACAAGGCUAUGAGAAGCUCUGCUGCCUCCGGUGCGUGCAAACGAAAGAGACCAACUUCAACUCGACGUGCGUAUGCAGAGUCCCUAAGGCCCAACUGAAGGAGGAGCAAGAAAUCCAGUGCGUCAGCUGUGGUUGUCGAGGAUGCGCAUCGAGCGAUUAACGACAGGGACAUUAUUUCUAUCAUUCUUUGUCCUCUACGACACUCGAGCUUUGCUGGACCGGCGUUUUUGGCGACAGGGCGCGGCGCAAUCGUGAAAGAUUUACGAGAGAAUUGGUGCGAGAAGCACCGGGCUGACGCAAAGAGGUAGUGAUCCUUCUCAAUCGACCGUUCAAAUAUUUUCAUGAUCGUCGUCGCUAAUGAACAUAGUCUUCGUGAAAUGCGUGAUGUCACCUCGCCCCUUGACCGCUCUCUAAACACCACCUACCUCAUCCGACCAACCGGCC